Molecule: messenger RNA, 2657 nt
Organism: Solenopsis invicta (red fire ant)
Lineage: Eukaryota; Metazoa; Arthropoda; Insecta; Hymenoptera; Formicidae
Gene: Spindly
Product: protein Spindly
Exons: 7
Coding region: 397-2436 (679 amino acids)
Source: RefSeq, a predicted model, not a curated record
AGACCUGAGAAAAAAAGAGUAAGAGAAACGGAGAGAGAGAGAGAGAGUGGGAGGGAAGGGGAGAGAGAGAGCGCUCUCUCGAUCCUUCGGAGAGAGAUCCCGCCUAGCACACUCGCCACCAGCGCUCGCCUAGCAGUCGAGCGAUAACGCGCGACGUUAACGCGAAAAACGAGGACGUGGUAUAUCCCAGGUCUUCUAGGAAGUCCCCUGUGAAGAUCCCCUGCGUGGAAGAUGCGCGUCUGCGCGAGAUUGAUAGAUGACGGAACGGAGAUACGAUCACUCUCGUCGUCCUCGCGCUCCACCGUUUCCUGAUGUUACUACGCCACUCGUGAAGGGCACAACGUCGACGAUGACAACGGCGCCGACGGCGCGGCAGCGGCAGCGGCGGUGAGGAACAUGAUACGCAAAACACGAGCUGUCUGGAUUAUGGCGAACGUUCCUGGUGAACCGCGAGAACGCGGCGGCCGGCGAUGGGGCGAUCGUGAGGGGGUACCGUCGAGGGCGUCGAGCGACGAGCACUUGACGCACGAGGAAGUCACGAGCGGAGAGAUGACGAGCGCGACCCGACGACGCGACCGCACGAAGGGGGGGGGAGGGACGGGGAACAGCGCGCGGAGGGGAAGCAGCAGGGAGACGCACGGCUUAUUCUCCUCUCGAAGAGUCGCGGCGACACCCGGCUCUCUCGACCUCACCGUCCCGGUCUCCGUACGAGAACUGCUGCUCCGAACGAACGAACGGCUCCGAUACCUCGGUCGCUGCGUUACGUUGACUCUGGCUGGCGACGAUCUGGCAACAACCUGCGUCGCACUAAUGAUGCCGCAGCUUUGGCAACUCCGCUACGAGCCUCCGGACGGGAAAAAGCGAAAGGAGUUUCGCGAAAUGUCCAACACAUCAGAACUGAAUUGUGAGAGUACGAAUGAUACGAAGAUUGAAGAAGCUUUGGAGAAGAACUCGAUCAUGGAUGAUGAUUACAAAAGAUUGAAGCAAGAAAACGAGAACCUCCGGCAGGAGUUGCACAAUCUACGACGCAAACUGGAAACUAACGAGGCUUUCCAAAAAGAUCUUGUAGAGUCUUAUGAGAAUGCUGAUAUAAAGUUCAAGAAACACGCCGAACGUGUAGAACAUGAGCGAGAGUCGAGGGAAGAAAUGUUCAGAAUCGAAAAAAGAAAAUAUAAAGAUCAUAUUGAAGCUCUAGAAUCAAACCUAAUAAAAAGUGAAAUGGAUAUUAAGAAAUUGCAAGAAGAGCAAAAAAAAUAUGAAGAUUUGGUAAAUAAACGACUUUCUUGCCAAACUGCUCUGGAAGACAGUUUAGCACAGUAUAAAGCAGAACAAAUUAAAUAUUUUUCAGUUCUCGAAGAUAAUACAGAAAAGAUUAACCAAAAAGAAGAGAUUGAAAAAGAAUUGAAAAAUCAAAUUUCAAUCUUGGAAGCCCAUAUUGAUGAGCUUGAUACUGCUUGGAAAAGCACAAAACUACAACUGGUUAAGAAAACCGAAGAAUAUGAAGAAGCACAGGAAACUAUUAGAGAAUUAGCUGCAAAUCUUAUGGAAUUGGAAUCACCAGAUAUAGUUCCUGCUAGCGAGACGCGUAAAGGAAAUUCUUUAUUUGCUGAAGUUGAAGAUCGUCGACAGGUACUGAUGGAUAAAAUAAAAGUAAUCACAAAUAAAUACAAUGAGGUAAAGCGAGCAUUGAAUACAAAAACAGCCGAACUCAGUACAUUAAGGGCAGAGAAGUUCAAAGUGACCAAACAAUGGGAAGCUGAUAUGUAUGAUACAUUGCAAGAAAAUGAAGAUCUUCUGAAUAAGUAUAAGAGCAGAGUUUUCGAUCUUGAGAAAAAGUUGAAAGCUGAGAUGAAGAAAAAUGAACAGAUGGAAGAAACACAAUUUACAGAAAACAGUUUUAAUUACGCCGAAACGUUGUUAACCACGAAGAGGAAAGAACUCAAGGAGUUAAAGGAAGAGAAUGAGAAGCAAGCCAGAAAGUUGCUAGAGCAAAAUGAAGCAAAUCAACAUAUCUCGGCACAACUUCGUAUGUGGCGAGCUAAAGCAGCAUCUCUGGAGACUGAAAUUCUGCAAUUAAAAGCCAAAUUGGAAAAUAUUCAACAAAUAAAUGAUAAUAAAAAUCUCCUUGACACUAUGGAAGAUUGCAAUCUUCACGAUAACACGAGUAUUAAAGAAACCAAUGAUGAUUCAAAACCUACAUCUGAUGAAAACAAUAUUGUAACAAUGAAUAAUGUAUGUCAAGGAAAUUCAAUAGAAGUGCCGAAAAAGCGAGUAGUGAAUUUUACGAAUGAACAGAAAGAAUUACCUAGGAAGUGUGUAGAUUUUACUAAAGACACUAAAGUGCAAAGUAAAUCUGUUAAAUCUCCAUCUGAUCUUCGAGAAAGACAAAAAAGAGUCGAGUAUCCUAUUAUAAGCUUUGAAGAUGAUACAAAGUAGUUCUUUGUUCGUUGAUUCAAUUUAUUUUUUUAACUUUACAACAAUAUUAUGUGGCAUUAAUGUUUUAUAGAAUAAUUAUUGUUUGUUAUAUUUACAUGAAAAAAAAAAAAUAGAAUUAUAUAAGUGAAGACACUAAACAAUCAGUUAAUAAGAUAUAAAUGUAUUUUUUAAGCGUAUAAUUUAAUAAAAAAAUGCACGAAUUAUUUUAUAUUUUUCUAAAA